UAAAAUUGUAAACAAGGAAGUAUGACUUUCUUCCUGGUUACUCACUUACUAGAGCAAUGAAUUUUCUCUUCAUUUCAUUAUAGCAAGAUGACUUCCUUUCACGAAUCAAUCAAGGAGCUCAUAAGUGAGGUGGAAAAGUUUCUUGUCGAAACAAUAAAGAAAGAAGCCUUGUCCAAGACCUCUAAGGAACACAAGCAGACAAUCCUUGAUAAGAUUGGACGACUGAGGGAGGAGUUCCCACAAUUCACCCCAGACAAACAGUCCGAGGACACCAAAUCAGCUGACCAGAGUUUUACGGACGAGUCUUCAAGGACAGGCGGAAGUUCUAACGCUGAUGACGAGGACCAGUAUGGCGACUCCAACAUUCCUGCCAUUCCUGCUCAAGAUUUGACAGAUACAAUCAAAUGUGGCUUCCUGGAGAAAAAGCAGAGGAAAGGAGGACUGUUUGGGGGCCCCAAGCUACAGAAGCGGUGGUGUGCCAUAAAGCACAAUAUCUUCUACUAUUACGAGUCGGCCAAGGAGAGGAAGCAACAUGGCGCCUUUUACUUGAAUGGUUACUAUCUAGAGGCGGCUCCAGAGGCGGUGGACAAAAAGGACUCGGCGCGACGCGAGCUCAGCUUCCAACUCGUCUGUCCAGCAAAACGAACAUACCAGUUUGUGGCCCUGUCAAAGGAAGAUUAUGACGACUGGAAAGUGGCCAUCAGCAAAGGAGCUUUAAGCUCUUCCUCCAGAGAAAACAUUCUAAAUGACGAUGAGCCUGGUGAGGUGUAUGAGGAUGUAGGAGCAGGCGAUGACGCUGUUGUAGAGGAAGUGUAUGACGAUACCCUGGAUGAACCUGAGCCCUCCCCCAAACCAGUUGUCAAAGCUCUCCCCUCCAUCCCCCGACCCCCACCUCCCAGCAUACCCACGGAACCCACCUGUGACGAGAUAUAUGAUGAUACAGCUAAUCCUGAUGAUGACAUUCAGGAGGAAUACGAUGAUUGCGUCACUGCUGUUCCGCCACCUCCCCCUCCCACCCCCGGUAGAUCCCUGCCUGAAAUCCCAGGAUCCCGCAAACCGCUCCCAUCGGUUCCCCCUACUCCCCCACCUUCCAUCCCAAAGCCCCUCCCCAACAUUCCACCCCCAGAGGUGCCAAAAGAAAGCAAGCCUGACGCGAGUUCUGAGCCCCAAAUACCUCCUGAUCAGGACUACGAGAACAUGUUCCUGGGGAAAUGGAACUGCAAGGCCGACAGAAGCAACGAGCUGGGCUUUAACAAGGGAGAUAAGCUGUACAUUAUUAGUCGGGAGUUUGAUGACAAGAGUUGGUGGGUGGCAGAACUCAAUGGAAAAUUUGGUCUGGUGCCCAAAAAUUAUCUUACCCCCGCGUAUGAAUUGGCUAGAUGAAGACUGUAUCUGACUGAAACAAAACAGAAUCUCUGUGAAUGAUUCCAAGUCAAUAUAGAUGAUACAUUAUUUCUUCAUUCUAAUAGCUAAUGCAACUUUAAAAAUUGACGUGCAAUAUAUGAAUUUAAAACUACAUGUAUUUAGUUUUUACAUUAAAUUAUUUUUUACCGGUUAA
This is a messenger RNA of Magallana angulata, 1558 nucleotides long. Its product is annotated as src kinase-associated phosphoprotein 2-like. The coding region runs from base 88 to 1383 and encodes 431 amino acids. Gene Ontology annotation, cellular component: cytoplasm; plasma membrane. The transcript is spliced from 7 exons. NCBI's taxonomy places the organism in Eukaryota, Metazoa, Mollusca, Bivalvia, Ostreida, Ostreidae. Gene Ontology annotation, molecular function: protein binding. The record is from RefSeq and is a predicted model, not a curated record.